CGGUCCAGAUCCCCUUUAAUUUCCCAUGUUCCCCUGCGUACUCAAGCCCCGCCCCCAAUCUCCCGGCCCCGCCCCGAAGUGUGAGGGGUGUGGAUGGUUUGUGAACCCCUCAACUGACUACCCGUUGUGGGCUGGGAGAAGAGGGUUUGGCCACGGCGGCCGGAACUAGGCAGCCUUUCGGCUUGGGUGGACCCACGGACUCCUCUCCAGCGCCGCGGGAAUAGGACCGCCCAAACGCGGAGCCUUCGCGUCAGAAAAGGCAGGAUCGGGGACCCCUCCUCACCGCGCCGUCAGGGUCGCUAACGGGUUGAGGAGCGAGCAAAGGCCUCUGAGGAGGGAGACCUGGGGUCCUGCCCAGUCCCUCCCCUCGAAAGUUCCCUGUGCCUGUGCCAGUCGUUUUUGCCUCUGUUCGCCGCAGUUUCCUUUUCUUUAAAUCAGGGUUAAUGACGUUAACCUUCUUACCAUUAGGGGUUAGUUGUGGGAGUGAUAAAUAACUGCUACUGUUUGUUUACUGAACAAUUGCAAUGUGCCAGGCACUGAGCUAAGUAUUUUGCUUCGAUGAUUUCUCGUCAUCUUCAAAACAACCUUAUGAGUGUGGACCCAGUCAGCACCCAGGCCAUGGAGCUCUCUGAUGUCACCCUUAUUGAGGGUGUGGGUAAUGAGGUGACUGUGGUGGCAGGUGUGGCGGUGCUGAUUCUAGCCUUGGUCCUAGCUUGGCUCUCUACCUACGUAGCCGACAGUGGUAGCAACCAGCUCCUGGGCACUAUUGUGUCAGCUGGCGACACAUCCGUCCUCCACCUGGGGCAUGUGGACCAUCUGGUGGCGGGCCAAGGCACCCCAGAGCCAACCGAACUCCCGCAUCCAUCAGAGGGUAAUGAUGAGAAGGCUGAAGAGGCUGGCGAAGGUGGGGGAGACUCCACAGGGGAACCCGGAGCUGGGGGUGGUAUUGAGCCCAGCCUUGAGCACCUGCUUGACAUCCAAGGCCUGCCCAAAAGACAAGCGGGCCCGGGGAGCAGCGGUCCAGAGGUGCCCCAGAGAUGUGAGGAUAGCACCUGCCUCAUCAAUGUGCGGCUCAAAUUCCUCAAUGACACCGAGGAGCUGGCUGUGGCCAGGCCAGAGGAUACUGUGGGUGCUCUGAAGAGUAAAUACUUCCCUGGACAAGAAAGCCAGAUGAAACUGAUCUACCAGGGCCGCCUGCUGCAGGACCCAGCCCGCACACUGCGUUCCCUGAACAUUACCGACAACUGUGUGAUUCACUGUCACCGCUCACCCCCUGGGUCAGCUGUUCCAGGCCCCUCGGCCUCCCUGGCCCCCUCUUCAGCCACUGAGCCGCCCAGCCUCGGCAUCAGUGUGGGCAGCCUCAUGGUGCCUGUGUUUGUGGUGCUGUUGGGUGUGGUCUGGUACUUCCGUAUCAAUUACCGCCAGUUCUUCACAGCACCUGCCACUGUCUCCCUGGUGGGGGUCACUGUCUUCUUCAGCUUCCUAGUAUUUGGGAUGUAUGGACGAUAAGGACCGUAGGGAGAAAAUGAAAGGCGUGGUCUUCCUCCUUUAUGGCCUCCCCCCUUUCCUGGCCAGAGCUGGGCCCAAGGGCCUGGGAGGGAAGGGUGGAAAGGAUGUGGUGGGUCCCCCUCCAUAGGACCCAGGAGGCAGGCAUGGGGCCUCUGCUUCACGUCCACGAGGGUACAGACAUCCCCUCUGUGCAAGCACAACUCAGGUAGAAAUGAGAAUGUCAUCUUCCUUCACUUUUAAGGUCCUGAAGUUAAGAGCUGAGCUGGUGUUCCAGCUCAGUGGGGAGCCUGGGCUCUGAGGAUUCCCUCCCAGCUGUGGCCCUAGCUCUUUCCAUUAUCCUGCAUGUCUGCUCCUCAGCCCCCAGCGCUGCCUGUCAGGGCAGCUCAGCAUGUCCCCAGCAUACUUCUAUAGGGAGCCUGGAGUAUCUUUCGGUUCCCUAGUGGAAUAUCCAUCUUUUGAGACUGAAAUCACAUGGGCAGGAGUCAGCCUUCCCUGUAGGCACCUGGGCACCUCUACCUUCUCCCUCCACCCCAUAGCAGGAAUAGGGUGUUCUCUGUGUUCUGGAUGGUUUCCAGUGUUCUUUUUUUCAAAGCACUUUGCUUAUAUUCUUUUUUUAAAAAAAUAGUCCCUUAUAGAGCUCAGUCAGGAAGGGGAUUGGGGCACAAAGCCAAGCCCCCAGCAUUGGGAGAGGCCGGGCCACAGCUGCUGCUACCCUAGGCCUAAGGCUGUAAAGAGGCAGCUCUGGCCCUCAGCCAGUGUCCUACUCUGCCCAGCUCCAAGGACGAGCUCUGGGUAUGGAGCACUGGGCCCCAGGCCCUUGCCUCUGGGGCUCUUGGAUGGAGGGCCAGUAUCUGUGACUGAAUAAAGUUCCAUUUUGUGGCCGUGGA
Messenger RNA from Balaenoptera acutorostrata (minke whale), 2396 nucleotides. RefSeq names its product transmembrane and ubiquitin like domain containing 2 (gene TMUB2). NCBI's taxonomy places the organism in Eukaryota, Metazoa, Chordata, Mammalia, Artiodactyla, Balaenopteridae. Bases 559 to 1509 code for a protein of 316 amino acids. Gene Ontology annotation, molecular function: protein binding. The transcript is spliced from 3 exons. The record is from RefSeq and is a predicted model, not a curated record.